AUGAAUAGACGUGCCGCACUACCGCGACGUCCCCGCGGCAGCAGCAGCAGCAGCGGCAGUGGACGCCCGGAUCUUGAUGCCUGCAUGGCGGCCAGCAGUCAGUCAGCAUCCUGCCGCGCCAGAAGCGACUCAACAACAACCAUCCAUCAGCCUCAAAAGCCAAAAUACGCGAGACCAGGUGCGAAAUCGACGACGCCACAACGUCUAAUCACCUCUCGCCACCGCCAAGUUCAACGAGAGCGCGCCCAUCAUGCGAGACCGAGUCCCCUUCCACUUUCGCUUCCACCUCGCCAUGUCCCGCACCGCGUCUCGCCCGCUACCCGCCGUCUCACCACCUCAAGCAAGUGGACGCCCUCAAGCCGUUCAUCCGCACGCCCCAGCAGAAAAGGAAAGUAA
Molecule: messenger RNA, 396 nt
Organism: Didymella exigua CBS 183.55
Lineage: Eukaryota; Fungi; Ascomycota; Dothideomycetes; Pleosporales; Didymellaceae
Exons: 1
Coding region: 1-396 (131 amino acids)
Source: RefSeq, a predicted model, not a curated record